Messenger RNA from Cyclocybe aegerita, 1158 nucleotides. The record is from the annotation of a GenBank genome assembly. NCBI's taxonomy places the organism in Eukaryota, Fungi, Basidiomycota, Agaricomycetes, Agaricales, Hemipholiotaceae.
AUGCUAACAGUCCCUACAGACCUCUCAAUGGCUACAGACAUCCCCCAACUUCCCAAUCCAACGACGCCUCUAGCAUGGCUGCCACCAUCCCUAGCGAGUCAAUUCGAGGUCUCGAGAUAUCUACUGGUCGCAACCUGCGGGAUGUUUUCCUGGGAUAUUCUCAUCAACAUGAGGAACGACUGGAAUCUCUUAAGGAAGCAUAAUAUCCGCCUUCCUACCCUCGUAUAUUUUUUCUCGAGAAUUGCGGCCUUUGCGUAUAUUAUCACGGGAACUGUUUUCACGAUCGGUGCAGUUGGGGAUUGCCAGGCUCUUCAAGUGGCCAUCGGAUGCUGCUAUGCAGCCGCUGUUCCCGCCACCUCCCUCCUGUUUUUCUUUCGGAUCAAGGCCAUAUUCAACAACAAUGUAUACGUUGUCGGUCUUUUUGGAUUCUUGUGGAUCGCCACGCUCGCUGGAUCCAUUACGGUUCCUUUUGCCAUCGAAGGCAUCCACAUAGGAUUAACAGACCACUGCAUCAACUCUGGCGUGAAACCCUUCAGUUCCGCCGGGGUAAUUAUUGCAACCGUUAACGAUACGCUCGUGUUCAUGUUCAUUUCGUGGCGACUAUUGAUGGAUACCACUUAUGAGGAUACCUGGCGUGCUCGUGUUGCCUCUUUCUUCCGAGGAAAGGGCCUUCCAGCUUUCUCUCAAUCCUUGCUACAAAGCGGACAGGAAUAUUAUCUAGUCACGGUGGGCGGGAAUAUUUUGACCAUGGGUAUGAUUCUGGCGCCUGAUUCACUCCCGCCGGUUUUUCAUGCCAUGUUCACUGUGCCCAACAUGGCAAUUAAUAACGCCAUGGCCUGCCGUGUCUAUCGCGACAUCAAGUUCGGACGCAUCUCCUCCACGUCGACGACAGUCCGUACCUUGCCAACAUUUGUUGCAAAACGUGGGGAUGCUGGGAGUGGUGCAACAAAUAGGAAGCAUCGCGAUUUGGAUACCUUCGAGCUCAGCGUUGCAGCAGGAACCCAGUUCGACGAAACUGCCACCCAGGAAAACGGAAUCCGGAUCACCAAAGCCGUUCAACAAUUUCGAGGUUCAGAAGACCCCUUGAAGAUAUCACUCGCCGAUUCGAAUUCGGGGGACACCACUAUUCAUGCUCAUUCUCGGAAGUACAAGUCUUGA